CCGCGCAGGCGUCACUAUGAGCAUUUACUACUAUUUAUUAUUUUUUCCCCUUUGUCGACUGGAGUAGAUGUUUGUAGUGAAUAGAAGAUGUAAUCAAAAUACUGUGGGCGCGUAGACAUUGAAACAUAGGUGUGCAUCAGGCAAGAGAAGCACAAAGUAUAACAGCAUGGAACAGGCUAAGGUGGAAGAAGCCACGUGUGGCACCUGUGUUUCGAGUAGAGGAGAGCAAAACAGGGCAAUUAAUCUGCUGGACCUUCCUUCUGAAAUUCUAGAAAACAUCCUCAAGUACACUAGCUUCUGCAAUAUGUGCCAGCUGAGAAGGGUGUGUCGGUACCUAAACCAAAUUGCUGCCUCACUACUCAAUUCUGAGUUCGUGAAGCUUCGCAUGGCAAUGCAGCAGCGUUUCCAGCACAUUAAAGCUCAGAUGCCUCGCCGAGAGUCAGCACGGCGCAAGCACCCACUGGCCAGGGAGUGCGAUAUUGUUGAGACCCUUCACAUGCGUCUCACUCUUCUACAGAUGACAUUUGGAAAGCACAUUGAACGCAAACACUGUUGUUUCUUCCCUGGAGAGAUACUUGACGAGGUAUAUCGCAUUCUGCGAUACGUAGAGGUAACUCCAACAUUAAGCCGGGCCUACAAGGUGACUGAUGAGCUGUUUGAUCUGACCACCAUGGCUAUGGAGUAUUUUAAGGAGCAUAUCGAGCCCACACUUCCAGAAAUCACCUACUUUGCAACAGACUUCCUCGACUACACACCCUCCUUUCCAUCAUCACUUAAGAGCCAGCUGUCCCUUAUGGAUGCCUCCCCUUCAACAAGCGUCCAAGGCUCAUCUCCUAGUGGUCCACUCUCUCCUCAGCCUCCACAGGUUAAUCCAACUGUCAAGAAACGUCUUCGGAAGCUAAGGGAGAGCAUGAAAAAAAAUAGUGGCCAAGUGCUAGCCCUGCGACGCGAACUCAAGCUGACUCGCAAACGCGUGACCACGCAGCAGCGCCAUCUGCUGGAAUUGAAAGCACGCUACGACGACUACGACCAGCGCUUGCAGACAACAUCUCGCAAGCUGAACGCCGUACUGCAGGAAUUGAGCCGCUGCAAGACAGAGCUGCAGUACUGGCGCUCAAAAUCACCCGCUGCAGUACCUUGCUCCUGCGGUAAAACCACACCUACUCCGGUCAUGCCUCCACUGGAGUUUAUGGGAAAUGACGAUUUCAUGCCAAUUGAGAUACAGGAGGGUUCGUCGGCAGAAAAUGAGCUCAAACUUGUUCCCGCUUGCUAUGGACUGCCCCCGGAUGACACAUCAGACGACGGACAUCCAGCAACUUCGCAAGAAGUGCUCAGAGGUUUCAAAAGAAAACUGGACUUGGACUCCCCUCAAACGGGCCAUCUGAUUUUGAAGAUGCCAAAAGCCCAGCGGCUUUCUUUGCCCGAUACGGAAUAAAGGACAGGGUCCAGCUGUCAGUCCUGCAAAGAUGAAGGAAUUUUGAAUUUGGUGCACGGGGAAGCCGAGGUUGCCGAGCGCGAAAUGUAGUUAAAAGUGGUAAAGGUAAAGAUUGUUCGGUAAUAGAAUCAGAUUGCAAGCAAGUGUACAGACGUUUGAGCUGCUAAAAGGAGUACGACCAGAGGGCUGUUGGUACAUAAUUUGGUUAAAUUAUCUGAUUUGCAAGAACAUCAUAAACAAAGAACACCUCGAAGGCAGACGUGUGGAUCAGGGCUACUUGACAUAUCUGGGGAUGCCAUGAUUCUCAGCUGCAUAGUAAUCUUUUUGGUGUGUACAUUCAGUUGUAGGUACUUAACUUUCAAUGAAAGAAAGAAAAAUGGACUGUACCAGAUAGAAGCCUUAGGCAAGGUAUUUCAAGAAGCAUGGUUUGCUUUUAGCAAGGAUCAUUCUCAGUAUUUUUGUUUUCUGACAGGUUUGUCAACAUAUUAAUCAAAUGAAUAUGAUUUAAUGUGCAAGGUACAUCUGUGGAAUGACUAACAGUGAAACCAGUACUGUAGGAUGGUGCUGGCUCUUUUAUGGGAUGCAAGUUAUGUAUCAAAACCAGAUGCAAAUAGCUGUUUUAGGUGUUUUUACAUGUAUUUUUCUCAUUGUAGGUUGAUAUGUUGCCUUAUUUAAAGAAACAAAGCUGUUGCAUCACAAUUCAGCCCGAGCUCUCUCUAGGAAAGAUCAUUAACUUGUUUUUACUCUCAACAUAAGACCUGUUUUGUGAGCAUCCAAUGCUUUUCAUUAAGCCAAAGCAUUUAUUGAUAAGUGUGUGGUACUUAGAAAGGUGAUGCAAUGACGUUUGGGUAUGGAAGGGCAUUGCUUGCCUCUUUCCUUUUGAUCUCCUUUGUGUAUGGCAGGUAUUUGUAACACUGCAAUGUUGCUUUUUUUUCUUUUUUGCAUAGAGUUCCCACUGCCACACAAAAUAUAUUGCUUGUACAUUUAGUAAUAUAGUUAACUUGUCAUCGAAUGGUUUUUCAACAUAUUAAACCACAAUUAGGAGUAACAAAUUUUUGUAUUUCCACUUGUUCUGGUGUUCCUUGACAGGUGUCCUGUUUGUGUACACUGUUGUAUUGCGAGUAUCACCAGUCAAACUUUCUUGUUCUGUUCCAACAAUUAAGCUGUUUCGUUUGAAACAACUUGUUCACUCAUGAUUAGAGUGUCAGUAAGGCUGUCAUAUAAAAUUUUUCCUGCAAAGUCAAAGUAGAGCAUUAAACAGUGAGAGGUAGCAAAAGCAAUCAGUGUCCACAAACACUUUUUGUAUGCACCACACAGAAAAGUGUUGCAAGCAGCUACAUUCUGGGUAACUGCCAAAUGUCCACAAGUACCAAGUAAGCUGCAGACUUGUGAAGCUGUGUGGUAGGGGGUAUCCUAUGUCCCUCAUAUCGCCUGGUACCUGCUGCACUCAUUGCUGCACAAGUGUUUGCCUGCCAUGGUAGAAGAAAGAACUAGGAAGAUAAAUGUGACUUUUUGUGUCUUUUUAACCUCGCAUAACACAGUGUGUGUGUAAACAGAAGUAGUAGACAGUGCACACUAGCAUUGUGACUGUUGUGCUUAGAAAACAUGCUGUGUGGUUCUACACAUAAGUUUGUCACAUGAGCAGAUGUAUUUUCUGUAGCCUGAAAGAAUACAUAACAGCAAGCACAAAGCUUCAUCCUCUGCACCAGCUUGUGGUGAUAGGUUGUCAGCACCAUUGUAUGUUUGCAGCAUGCAGACACUCUCUUGUCAUUGCACGUGCAGUUCAGGUUUGCACACAGGAUAUUAGCGGGCAAGGGACAGAGUCUUGGAAUCUAGUGACACGACGGUAUCACUCGGUUGUGCCAAAGGGUGACAAAAGUGUAUUUAAAUGUGUUCCGAAUAAUUUACCUGUGCUUUUGUAUGCAAUAGAGAUUAUCAUGCAUUAUGUGCAAUUCUGUAAGGGGUACCCAGCAGGGAUUAUGGGACAAUAAAUAUAACGGGGGAACAAAAAGUCACGUUCCCUCCCCUGCUCACCUUGUGGAUACUGCGUUUUCACUUUGAAAUGUGUAAAUAAUGGCAUCAAAUUCAUUACGUGCAUCUCAUUGAGGAUGACCUUUUUUGAAUUAUUUGAUGUGUGCUAUCUCUUGUAUCUGAUUCGGUGAGAAAGUUUUGACACUGAAUGUUUCCGGAUGUAGUGAUCUGCAAAGUAUGUCAUUUCUACAGAAAUAAGGAGCCUGAUUUUGUCAUCUGUAUGCACUUUUUGUAACUUUGUCGAGACACGUUUAUACACUGUAUUAACUUCCGAUGUUUAGAGAAGUCCUACGACUUUAUGCAGAAAACAUGUGGUAGCAAUUCACAUCAUUUCAACUGCGCAUUUAUGUGCGGCUUUUCACAGAAAUGUGUGAGCAAGUUUCCAUCUAAUGGCUCUUAUAUUGUACCACUCUUUGCCAAAAUUUUCUGUAUGCCUCUUCUUGACAGUGGAAUGCGAUUUUUAGUAUUUGAUACAUAUGAAAAUUUAUCUGGAUGCACAGCUUUAGUAAAUAACUUUUCUACUGCAGAUCCUAUUUCCAGUUCCAGAGUACAACUAGCAAGAUGUGUCUGCACAUAUAGAGACAACUGUUUGCUUCAAUAUCAUUCCUCUAUUUCCUGGUUCCAAUUGACAUAAUGCGGAACAGCAUGUGAUUCUUAUAAUUUCUUUUCUCCACUAUGCUUCGGAGUGUUACCUCUGAUGUUGUAAUUUCAGCACCCAUGUUACAUCUGAUGAACACAACACUUUUGAUGUGGAAACUGGAAAUAGUGUUGUGGUUCUGCAAACUGGAAAAGCUUGUGCUACUCUUGUUUUGAGAUUUUGGUUCAUUCAUUUCAUCUUUGCACUUAUGCAAUGCCUUUUAUUUCCACAUUUUCCACUCGAUCACUGUGUAUGCCCUGUGCGGAAAAAAAAAGAAAAAAGAAAUGGAAAUGCAUACUUUGGUUUUAUUUACUGAAAUUUGAAAGUGAUGUUUGCUGCACGUAUGUCGGCAAUGGGAAGUACUAACACUUGUCACCCGAUCUCAGUCUUUUUUUGUGUCGGGAACUAGUAAUGUAAUGCGAGACCUUGAAUGGCCUGUGUGACCUACGUGAUUGUAUUGACACGUUUUGGAUGACCAGCUUGUUGAAGCAGGUCUUGAUGAUACCCAGUAUUUAUUGCUUCUUGUAAUAAAAUGUGUAACACAAUA
Messenger RNA from Ornithodoros turicata, 4650 nucleotides. RefSeq names its product F-box only protein 28-like (gene dmpd). Bases 167 to 1435 code for a protein of 422 amino acids. Gene Ontology annotation, biological process: positive regulation of DNA-templated transcription. Gene Ontology annotation, cellular component: nucleus. The transcript has 6 exons. The record is from RefSeq and is a predicted model, not a curated record. Gene Ontology annotation, molecular function: transcription coactivator activity; protein binding. Lineage: Eukaryota; Metazoa; Arthropoda; Arachnida; Ixodida; Argasidae.